Saccoglossus kowalevskii is the source of this 1398-nucleotide messenger RNA. Its product is annotated as organic cation transporter protein-like. Gene Ontology annotation, cellular component: membrane. Gene Ontology annotation, biological process: transmembrane transport. Gene Ontology annotation, molecular function: transmembrane transporter activity. The record is from RefSeq and is a predicted model, not a curated record. NCBI's taxonomy places the organism in Eukaryota, Metazoa, Hemichordata, Enteropneusta, Harrimaniidae.
AUGGUUAUGUUACAGUUCGAUUUAGUGUGUGAUAGGGACUGGAUGAAGCAGCUUUCCAAAUCCAUCGUGCCGCUUGGAAAUCUAGUUGGUGUAAUUAUAUUUGGUCAAAUCUCAGACAUAUAUGGAAGGAAAAUAGUAUAUGAUAUAUGUUUGUUGUCACCGAUAGUGGUGGCCAUUGCAGCGGCAUUCUCACCAACAUAUUAUUUUUUUGUCGUAUGCCAGUUUCUUCUUGGAGCAUUUGCACAUAGUGUGUAUGUCACUGGAAAUGUGAUAGUAAUGGAAAUGAUUGGGUUCAAAUACAGAACAAUACUCUCUUCUCUUAUCCAUGUUUCAUUCAGUGUGUUCUACAUGUUAUUUGGCAUUAUUGCAUAUGGCUUGUCUGGAAAUUGGCGCAAAAUUCAACUGUUUUCAGGUCUCGUCUGGAUACUUUUUCUUCCCUCUAUUUGGUUAGUUACCGAGUCAGCAAUGUGGCUUAUACAAAAAUCGAAGUAUGCUAAAGCGACGAAAGUGCUGAAUAAAUGGGCUAAAAUGAACAAAACAAAAGUACCAGACAAUUUGUUCAAAGAUGAAAAGAAGAUGGCAGAGAAGAUAAAAAAGGGUGAAGAAAUUGAGGAAAAGCCCAAAAAAUAUACAGCUGUUGAUAUUUUUAAAACUCCGAAUUUGCGGAUCAGUGCAGUUUUGAUGUCUUUCAACUGGUUUUCGUGCAGUUUUGUCUAUUAUGGAAUCUCACUGAAUACAGACCAGAUUGGUGAAAACCCGUAUAUCACAUUUGUAAUCGCAGGAGCUGUUGAAAUUCCGGGACGUUUUCUUGGUUGGUGGUUAAUGAGAACUGUCGGUCGAAGAUGGGCUUUGUGUAGCACGGCCGUUAUUGGUGGUCUAUGCUUGAUAAUAAGUGUACCACCAGAAAAUGUUAAUGUUUCUGUAACCCUUGCUAUGAUAGCAAAGAUGUGUAUUGCAGGAACGUUCACCAUUGUUUACGUGUAUGCUCUUGAACUCUAUCCAACUACAGUUAGGAAUGCGGGAACGGGAGUAUCGUCGAUGUGUGCACGUGUUGGCAGUAUUAUAUCACCUUACGUCUUUCUACUGGCUGAUGUGUGGGAGCCAAUGCCGUAUAUUAUCAUGGGGGCAACCUCUGUUGUGGCUGGUUUUCUUGCGCUUUUCCUUCCAGAAACACGCAACCACAGACUUCCAGAGACGAUUGAGGACGGGAGAACAUUCGGAAAGAAAUCAUAUAAGGAAGAGAAGCGCGAAACGGCUAAAGGAAGUGUACGAUCCGUUAGUGUUCAAGUAGACAUUAAUGUUGCUGAAGAUGUACUAAACACCGUCGAUGGCUUCGAUAAAGACAUUCAUCCAACAGCUAGCGGACUUGUAAAUGAAGCUUAUAAAGAACAAUUAUAG